AUGACGGCUGCAAACAACAAGGUUGUGGCCACUCUGCUGCUGGCAGCGCUGCUGGCGCUGCACCCCGCCACCGCCGACUGGCGGACCUGCGACGAGGGUGAGUUUGAUGUGACGGGCGGCGACGUGGAGCCCUACCCCGUGCGUGCCGGCGAGGAGGUGGUGUUUCACGUGAAUGUGACAUCUGGCGCGCCCAUCACCGGUGGUUUGCUGGAGGUGUGGGUUGACUACCUGGGCUUCCACGUGUACAGCAGCCAGGGGGACCUGUGUGAGGCGGUGGCCUGCCCCCUGGCGGCGGGCACCCACACGUUGACCUUCCGGCAGUCGCUGCCCAAGGUCGCGCCGCCGGGCCCGUAUCUUGGUGUGUUUCAGGCGCGCAACCAGGGCGGCAUCCUGCUCUUCUGCAUCGACAUCAACUUCCGCAUCGCCGUAUGGCCAGCAUGA
Molecule: messenger RNA, 441 nt
Organism: Chlorella variabilis
Lineage: Eukaryota; Viridiplantae; Chlorophyta; Trebouxiophyceae; Chlorellales; Chlorellaceae
Exons: 4
Coding region: 1-441 (146 amino acids)
Biological process (GO): sterol transport
Molecular function (GO): sterol binding
Source: RefSeq, a predicted model, not a curated record